Molecule: messenger RNA, 1586 nt
Organism: Myripristis murdjan (pinecone soldierfish)
Lineage: Eukaryota; Metazoa; Chordata; Actinopteri; Holocentriformes; Holocentridae
Gene: acaa2
Product: acetyl-CoA acyltransferase 2
Exons: 11
Coding region: 102-1295 (397 amino acids)
Biological process (GO): fatty acid beta-oxidation
Cellular component (GO): mitochondrion
Molecular function (GO): acetyl-CoA C-acetyltransferase activity
Source: RefSeq, a predicted model, not a curated record
ACUAUUUUGUUUUACUCGGAUAUAUAACCCCGACUGACUGGAGAGACAACUUAAGUCGCCACACUUUGUUCUUGACACUCGUCGCUGGUUGAAUCGUCACCAUGGCCCUUCUCAGAGGUGUAUUCAUCGUGUCAGCCAAGCGCACUCCGUUUGGUACGUACGGCGGGGUGCUGAGGGACCACAGUGCGACAGAUCUGGCCGAGCAUGCUGCCAAGGCCGCCCUGGCAGCGGGGGGCGUGGCACCAGAGCUCGUUAACAGCGUCAUCAUGGGGAACGUCAUGCAGAGCUCAUCUGAUGCGCCCUACAUUGCCCGACACGUGGGUCUGAGGUGUGGCGUGCCCAUUCCAGCGCCUGCUCUUACUGUGAACCGGCUGUGUGGAUCUGGCUUUCAGUCCAUCAUCAAUGGUGCACAGGAGAUCUGCCUAAAGGAGUCAGAGGUGGUCUUGUGUGGGGGGUCAGAGAGCAUGAGCCAGGCUCCAUAUGCUGUGCGCAACAUACGAUUCGGUACUAAGUUUGGAGUUGACCUCAAGAUGGAGGACACUUUGUGGGCGGGGCUGACUGACCAGCACGUCAAGAUCCCUAUGGGCAUCACAGCAGAAAACCUGGCCGACAAAUACCAGAUCACACGAGAAGAAUGUGACAAGUACGCACACCAGACGCAGCAGAGGUGGAAGGCAGCUCAUGAGGGUGGUCACUUCACAGCAGAAAUUGCUCCCAUUGAUGUGAAGGCCAAGAAAGGCACGGUGGCCAUGGCUCAGGAUGAACACCCUCGCCCCCAGACCACGCUGGAGCAGAUGGCCAAACUACCUCCUGUCUUCAAGAAGGGAGGAACCGUCACUGCUGCCAAUGCAUCGGGUGUAUCGGAUGGUGCUGCUGCUGUGGUGAUUGCCAGUGAAGAUGCGCUGAAAGAGCACAAGCUGAAACCGCUUGCCCGGAUAGUGGCAUAUCAUGUGUCAGGUUGUGACCCGAGCAUCAUGGGAAUUGGCCCGGUUCCAGCGAUCACAGAGGCUCUUAAAAAGGCAGGACUGUCUCUCAAAGACAUGGAUCUUGUUGAGGUGAACGAGGCGUUUGCCCCUCAGUUCCUGGCAGUUUCCAAAUCUCUUGGGCUCAAUCCAGAGAAAACCAACAUCAACGGCGGAGCCAUAGCCAUCGGACAUCCCCUCGGAGCUUCAGGAACGCGCAUCACUGCCCAUCUGGUUCAUGAGCUCAGGCGACAAGGAGGCAAGUACGCUGUCGGCUCUGCCUGCAUCGGCGGUGGCCAGGGAAUCGCAAUCAUCCUUGAAAACACACAGUGAGGAAAGAGCUGAUGUUUUCACAGCCAUGCUCUAUCACACCAUCACCGUCCACUCACAGCAAAUACAAAAAUAUAUACCACUGAUGCACAUAACAGUGAUUUUGGCAACCAUUAACACACACUCAUAAAAUAGCUGGUGGUCUCUAUGGAAGUGGGACUCUGCUGAUUGUGUUUGCCCUGGCACAGAGGACGAUUUGCAUUAGGAGCUCAUUUUGCCUCCUCAUGUUGCCACUUGUUACUUUUUCAGUCUUUUUUUCAUGAAAAUAUACAAUAAAUAUUGCUGUAUAAUGUU